Actinia tenebrosa (Australian red waratah sea anemone) is the source of this 2034-nucleotide messenger RNA. RefSeq names its product tRNA selenocysteine 1-associated protein 1. NCBI's taxonomy places the organism in Eukaryota, Metazoa, Cnidaria, Anthozoa, Actiniaria, Actiniidae. Gene Ontology annotation, molecular function: RNA binding. The record is from RefSeq and is a predicted model, not a curated record.
GAAGUGCUACUCAACCGGAAGUGAAGAUUUGUUAUACAACAAAAUUCUGCGCAUGUAUUUUAGAUGAAUUCUGCUGCACAUAAAAUAUAUCAGAUAUUUUUUCACCAAACAGCUUAGUUGAGAAAGUCAAGCUUCUUAAAAUUUGCUUAAAAUAUUUAAAAAUUUUAAGUAUUAUAUACAGAGAUGGCGACUUUAUGGAUGGGCGAUCUGGACACCUACAUGGACGAGGUGUUUGUGACCAAUGCCUUUGCUGCUAUGGGUGAAUCAGUGGUUUCAGUGAAGAUGAUCAAGAAUAGGACGACUGGGGCCCCUGCAGGAUAUUGUUUUGUUGAGUUUUCUGAUUCUGCCUCAGCUCAAAGAGCUUUAUCCAAGCUGAAUGGGUUACCUGUGUCUGGUACUAACCCUGUGAAGAGAUACAAGCUUAACUGGGCAACUUAUGGAAAGGAAUUAUCAAACUUAGGACCAGAAUAUUCUAUAUUUGUUGGUGAUUUGACACCAGAUGUCACGGAUAGUGUUUUACAGGUGUUUUUUCAGCAAAGAUUUCCUUCUUGUAAGGCUGCUAAAGUUGUACUAGAUGCUGCUGGGAAUUCCAGGGGUUAUGGAUUUGUACGAUUCUUUGAUGAAAAUGAACAUAAAAAAGCAAUGACAGAAAUGCAAGGGGUAGUUGGGUGCGGAGGAAAACCACUUAGAGUCAGUGCUGCGACACCAAAAAGACCACAAACUACUGUAACAACACAAGCAUAUGGGGCCACAGCGACAGCAACUCAGUAUAAUGCCCAGUAUGCACAGCAAUAUCAACAACAAUAUCAACAGUACAUGCAAGCCUGGCAGGGCUAUCAGUAUCAGCAACCAAACUACUAUCAACAAUAUCCACAGUAUGGGACAAACAUGUAUGGACAGGACUAUCUACAUCAAACUACUCAGUCAUAUGAACAAGACCAGUCAGCUAUGAUGGCUGUAGACACCAGUGUUGAAGAUCCCAAUGAGCCCAUCGAUGUUGCAGCAGAAAAUAAACUAAUGGCUGAAACUGAGGCUGAACUGUUCUAUGAGCUAGAAGGUUCAAGAUGGCAACCUGUGGAAUCUCUGUCACCCAGCCCUAAAAUGCUCACUACAUAACAAUUUAACUAGCAAAACUGGACAUUUUAUUAAGUUAUAAAUAUUAUUACAAAAAGUGAAACUUGUUUAAGAAAUGAAAUAUUGACCUAAGUCGUCUUUAAUUAACCAGGUUAAGUCAGAUAUUAUUUAAAAGCUCACGAAAGCCUGGCAUGGUCCACAACUGCAGAUCAUGGACAUGCGUCAUUUGUUAUUCAAACUUAUUUACUGGGACCAAGGACGGGACCAAGGUAAACAGUGUGUUUUGUGGUCCGAAGAAGAAUGUUUCAGACACAAAAAGACACUGCUUUCCCAAGUAAAGGUUCUAGUAAAGAAGUGAUUUUUUAAUUUAGCCAUUCUGAGGUUGAGGAAAAAUCUGGGACAGGGAAUGCAAUGCAUUGUGAGUGUGUUAUGAAACACAAUUAUUUUAUUUCCGGAAUGGCAUCGAUUUCAUCAGGGGCAGAUCCAGGGGAGGUUUGGCUUUGUGCCCCUACUUCGAAGAUAACCAAUACUGCUUUUUCCCUUUGAUUCAAAGUGGUGCACCCCUCCCUGGGUUAACCUUGUGCACAGCACCCCUCUCUGAACAAAAUCCUGGAUCCACCCCUGUUCAUUCACUAAUAAAAACAAUCCCACAAUGCACUGUAUUGCUAACUUGACCCAUUCCUCUCUGAACUUUGGAAUGUUUAAUAUACCAAGUGUCAACGAACAAUUUUUUUCAAGUUUUGGUGAUUUAUCACUUCACAGGGACUGCCAAGGAAGGGGGAAUUUUUCAGACUUUUUACAUUUUUAACCCCAAUGUCAAAACUUCCCGGUCCUUAUUUUGGUUUUGUUAGUCAGUGUUGAAUAAGCCUUGAAAAAGUGAAAUAAUUCGUGUCGCUAAUUAAGAUCCAAAGUGGUUAUCUAGUUUAUUAUGAAAAAUACAAAGGAUUAUUUGAUAUGAAA